GAUGGCCACCUUUUAAAUCGCACACGGAAUGGUGGCACUUGAUUGCUGUGCCCCCUAUAAACGGAGAUCAACCUUCUUUGUCGCCUUUACAGCUUUCGCCUCGCAGUACUUGCGGUGUGUGAUGCAACGGUGAUGAUUGGCCCACCUGUCCAUGCACGCUGCACCAAGCAGGUUCAAAUUCUUGAUCAGGAGGUCUCGAUGCCCCGACGGAUAGCACGGAUUGCUUCCCCGGCCAUUCAAUAUCAACUGGGAAGUGAAUCACAUACUCCCGGAGGUAUGCAGCUUUCCCGACUCGAAGUCAAUUGAAUUGGAAUCUAUACCCUUCCUCCCACCCAAGUA
Molecule: messenger RNA, 339 nt
Organism: Aspergillus welwitschiae
Lineage: Eukaryota; Fungi; Ascomycota; Eurotiomycetes; Eurotiales; Aspergillaceae
Exons: 2
Coding region: 133-306 (57 amino acids)
Source: RefSeq, a predicted model, not a curated record